GUUGGUUCCUUGGUUGGGCUUCAGCCUCAUGACUCACAUGAUCCUCCUUAUUCGACGAGAGAAAUGUUACUUAAUGGGGUAUUGGAGGAAGUUUCUAUACUUUUCUAUAUAAAUUGCUCGCCUUGUCCACAUUAUCCUUUCGCCAUAUAUAGGCAACUGACUCUUAGCUUUUAUCCAACCUCCUGUGUUAUCGUUGCCAUGAACAAUCACUCUGCAAAGGACCCCCAACGAGAGGGAAGCCAUCAAAAUCAAGAUCAUAGAAGAAUGCAUAUUACUGAUCGCCCCCCACGACAUCAGGUCACUCACCGAGUGUAUAACCGACUCCCGGGAUCUAUUCCAAGUGCCCCAUUAGUAUGGGAACACAGUGAAGAUUCGUCCUCUGCUCAGGGCCGGAGUUCUUCAGCCGGCCUAUCUCAAAGACAGGCCAAUGACCGUAUCGAAGAAUGGAUGGAGAGAAUGAAUACGAAUGAACCAAAAACUAGCUCCAGAAAGGCUAGUACCACGACUACUGCAGCUGCAGGGAUGAAUCCAUUCUCCUUCAACGGAGUAAACCCGAACACGGCGACCCCAAGCGUAGUCGAGAGCCAUUACAGUGGAGAGAGUUUACCGAGUAGACCGACGUCCGUGUGCCCGCCUCCUGUUUUGCGAAGGCCCGCAGGUCAAGAGCCUGUGGUGCUCCUUCCGCCUGGUUUUGUCCCACCCGAGAGACGGGCGGAGCGAGAACGCGCAAACCAAGUGAUUGUGGUAGAAAACUCGGAAAGGCGCCGCCGUCGUCGGAGAGAAAGAGAUGGAGAUCGACGACGACAUCACUAAGCAUGUAGCCGUGUGCGAUAUCCGGUCGAGAGACUAGUGGGAGGAGGGAGGGUUAACGAGCGAGCGCGCAUGACUUUCUGGGUUAAGUGAAGGAUAUGAUUUCUGGCGCCACGACUUUUGAAAUGCGGAGUGGAAAAAUGAGUAAUUUAGUUCAUCAUUA
Molecule: messenger RNA, 973 nt
Organism: Annulohypoxylon truncatum
Lineage: Eukaryota; Fungi; Ascomycota; Sordariomycetes; Xylariales; Hypoxylaceae
Exons: 2
Coding region: 64-813 (249 amino acids)
Source: RefSeq, a predicted model, not a curated record